UUAUUUUUUUAAAUUUUACUAUCUCUGUUCGAUAAUGUUAAUACAGUAAAGAAAAUCAAAAAUUAUACUAAUCGAAAAUGUUACAAGAAAGUAAUUCAGCAGCCACCACAGGUGCGAAACACGUUUUCAUUACUUCGUUAAUCUCAGGUGCUCUCGCAGGAACCAUGUGCGAUUUUAUAUCAUUUCCUUUGGAUACUCUUAAAACGCGAUUACAAAGUCAACAUGGUUUCUUAAAAUCUGGUGGUUUUAGACAAUUGUAUAAGGGUUUAGGCCCCGUAAUGAUAGGAUCCGCACCAUCAGCUUCGUUAUUUUUUAUAACUUAUGAAACUUUAAAAAUAAUGUUUCAACCUCAAAUACCUGAACAAUAUCACGUGUUUAUACAUAUGACUGCCGCGUCAGUCGGAGAAAUGGUUGCAUGUCUUAUUCGAGUCCCAGUAGAAGUAGUGAAACAAAGGAGACAAGCAUUUUUAAGCGAUGCCCACAAAUUACCUUUGAGAGCUUUAUAUCGUGGUUACGGAAGUACUGUGAUUAGAGAUUUACCGUUCGGUUUAAUUCAAAUGCCACUCUGGGAAUAUUUUAAACUUUAUUGGAAAAAACACGUGAAACGUGAGUGCACGCCUAUGGAGGGUGCUAUCUGCGGAUCGGCGUCAGUUGCUAUAUCUGCGGCCCUAACGACACCUUUAGACGUUGCAAAAACUAGAAUAAUGUUGUCAAAUGUGACGGUAGGGAAAGAUGAAAUAAAAAUAUCCGCGAUGUUAAGCAAGGUUUACCACGAUCAUGGUUUUAAAGGACUUUUUGCAGGCUUUGUACCAAGAGUAUGUGGUUUUACUAUUAGCGGAUUCGUAUUUUUUGGUGUUUACGAAAAAGUUAAAGAAAUUUGUAUUGCGGUUUUGCCACCAUAAUGUUGUGAAAGAUACAUUUAUAAAUAUAAAUCAUGGUUAAUAUUUUGUCAAAUGAUACUACCAUAGAGUCAAAAUAGAAAGAAAAUUGAGAUAGAAGUUAAUUUCGUAUGUAUUUGGUAGUAAUUUUAUCAUAAAUAUUGCAUGUUAAUCUAUCAUCAGCAAUAUAAUAUAUCAAUGAAUAAGAAAAUUUUUUUAAACUUUUUUUAUAAUCACAUCGCAUUUGUUAUAAUAUAUUUUAUUACUUUUUCUAUUUCUACUAUCUUUACCUAUUCUUAUUACUUUUCAGAUUUCAAAGAGAAAGAGUAUUUAUGUUACAUUGAAUUUUACUCAUGACAUAGAAGAAUACAAAAUGAAAAUAUAAUUGCAUUUAUAUUUUAAUUAUUAACAGAAAGACAUACUGUAGUUUUUUUAUCACAAAUUUUGCAUUUAAAUUGUAAUAAUUAAAAAUGAGAAAGCACACUUUUAUUCUACAAUAUAUCUAAAUGAAUGUGAGCAUGCACGUAUCAGGAAAGAAAUAAGGAAUACAAAGAAAUGUAAAAUAUAAAGUAUAUUUAAAAAUAAUCAACAAACAUGAAAAUUUUCCUUACAUUUACAUAUAAUAAUGUGUCGAGUUAUAAUAUACUGCACAUUAAUUUAUAUUCGUGAUAUUCACUUGUACAAAAUAAUAUAAAAUAUGAUAAAUAAGAAAAUUAUGGUAAUUUUUAA
This is a messenger RNA of Bombus pascuorum, 1607 nucleotides long. Its product is annotated as mitochondrial S-adenosylmethionine carrier protein-like. The record is from RefSeq and is a predicted model, not a curated record. Gene Ontology annotation, cellular component: mitochondrial inner membrane. Lineage: Eukaryota; Metazoa; Arthropoda; Insecta; Hymenoptera; Apidae. Bases 78 to 902 code for a protein of 274 amino acids. Gene Ontology annotation, molecular function: S-adenosyl-L-methionine transmembrane transporter activity. The transcript has 6 exons.